Messenger RNA from Ornithodoros turicata, 2402 nucleotides. RefSeq lists its product as uncharacterized. The record is from RefSeq and is a predicted model, not a curated record. The transcript has 2 exons. Bases 86 to 1006 code for a protein of 306 amino acids. Lineage: Eukaryota; Metazoa; Arthropoda; Arachnida; Ixodida; Argasidae.
UAGCGCCUGCCCCCGAGGCCGAAGAAGACACAAGACGACCAGUGUUACCGUGCUACAACUGUACAUACUGUUUUAUCUUGUUAUAAUGGGCUGUCCCAGUGUGGAUUCCUCGGAAGGGUACACACCCGAACGAGCUACGCAGUUGAGAGAUGUGCUGUGUGCUUUAAAAUACCCAGACGUUCCUUCUGGUGACGACGAACUGUGGGAACUCUUUUCUUGUGGGUGUUGUACACCGAGAAAUGAACUUUUGAAGUGGACGUGUGCGCUGAUAGAACCAGUUAUAGCAGACAAGCUGCGGAGUUCACCGAACGACGAGGCGUUAUAUCGUUUGCUGGAAGAUUUCCUCAAUUCCUCUGGUUACUUCGACGAACAGACGAACUCGUCAUUCGUUAGGGGCACUGCCACAGUCCAAGAACAGGGCUCAGUGUGGCAGGAUCUGCUAAACACGGCGAGCUACUAUUGCUUGGGGAAAAGCGUCUCACUGCAGGUAUUCGAUUCGCCGUCUGAAUGCGUGCCUGAUGACAGCUCAGAGUUUAAUUUCGAACAUGCAGCAAACAGUAAGUUUGAUCCACUGUCUGUGUCCACACCAUGUCAAGCCCAGUCAGUGGAAUCGUUUGACGAAGCACCACCUUUUUCGGCGUUUCCAACGCGUGCAGGGAUGCAGCAGUAUCUGGACUACUUAUGUAAAAAUGCCCAAAGCAUGGAAGAUUUCCUUGAGGGUGUUCAACCCCUAAAGUUUCCAUCCUCGACGACAGUGAAGGAACUUUGUGGGAAAAUUGACAACGUUUGCGAAAGCUUGGGAGAAUUGAAUAUUUGUUUUGAAGCUGUGGCACCAAAAGUGCCCUCAGUGCAGGCAGAACAAGAGCAUUGUAAAACUGAUUACCUCAUCUCCGAAGCCGCACUGCUCAGCAGGGAAGCACUGGAUUUUGCAAUGUGCAUUCAACAUUCUGGGAGCAUAAUUGAGAAACUGAUACAGUCAACAAACCCUUCAGCCAUCCAUCAGUGACUCUGACAAAGAUUGUGUGAAAAUAAUGUGAAAAAGUGGACUGAAUAUCAAACCUGGCUGUGUAGAUACAUUCUUAUGAGUAGGGCCCAGAACUUCGUACAUAAUGCAUAUUUUUAGAAUGGAUUCUAACGAAUAUCCUAGCGUUUUCCCACACAUUACAAACCACAACAACACAAAUCUACAAUGUUUCGUGUUGCAUAUUUCGGCAUAUUUCAUCGUGAUCAUCAUAUAAUUUCACGGUUGCACGUUCUAUCGUAUUUCGGCGUCGCUUGGUUGUAUCUGUCAUAUUUCCACGCCAUUCUGUUGCAUAUUAUGUCAUGUUUCACUGCCAUUUUAAUAAUUUUUUUAAAAGUUUGCGGUUCCCUUUGUUUUGCUCACAAUUUCAAAAGUCUAAAAAGUCCUAAACCCGUGUUCGAGCAACGCAUCUACGUUACUGCGCUGCUGCUUCAUGCAACGGAGUCGGUAGAUUUGACUAGCACCAAUUUCUGAAGACUGAACAAGUAGUCAACGAGUUGAAGACCCAAAGGCGAUGAACAGCACAACGAAGAGCUGUAUGCGCGCGGAAUAACAUGCUGCAGAGUAUACAGUCCACAUUUUUGCAAUACAUGGCAUUCUUAACUGGCAAAACAGGACAUUUUUAAUCAUCCAAUGUAAUCCCAUGUAAUCAUCCCAUCUAAAAAUGCUUGCAUAUGCGUGCACACACCUUUGAAAACCUGAGUAUGGAUAUGGCAGCACUCUGCAAUGACCAACAAGCAAUACUGACUGCGUACGCGUGAACGUACGUUCCAACAUACAAUAAAAAACACGCAUUUUAGUAGACCUAUCGUUGUUUGUAAACAAAUGACGUCAUACUGUUCGACAGCGCCACCAAUUUGGUAGAAUUGAACUACGCCCGAAACUAGGGGCGAACACGGUCGAGCACGAAAGCCACGGUCUUGAGGGGAUCACGACGGUCCCUGAAAGGGUACUUUGGUACUACUUUUCUUACAAUAGGAGGCAGCAAACAAGUGCCCAUUCGUGGAACCCAGCCCUCCCCUUCCGAUUUGUUUCGGGUUCAGUCUGUCUAACAUUGUCAUAACGUUUCUCGGGUGGAGGUCUAUUUGUAAAAUGUUUUCAGACAAUUUACGUGUUUAUAUAAUUCCCAGUCAUGCGAAAGCUUCCAGAGCAACGUCCCUGGCAUUAUCAUUCUGCAUAACUUACGCAUAUUUAGGUGUUUUGCGCCGCAUAUUUGCGUGCACAUUUUGGAAGAUUUUUGUGCACAAUGUCUCUGGCUCUACUUAUGAAUGUGUCCAAACAAGUUUUUCUUUUUUUUUUUUCUUGCAUGAGGUAUCUGUUUGGAGCAGGUUAUGUAUGACCACAAGCAAUGUUUGCAAAUAAAAUUGUUGUGGUUUGCUCA